ACCAUCAUCUUCAUCUUCAUCAUCACAGACAUGUUCACUGAGGUGGAGAUGGGACCGAGUUCAGAGUAAAAAUAAACCUCUCUGUCAUCAUCAUCACCAUCAUCAUCACCACAGCUCAACAGCGCCCCCAGUGCUCCUCCUGGUGACCUGCAGCUCCUCUCACUCACUUAUGUUUCUGAGUUACACUGUUGUUUCUAUCGGCCAUCACACACACAGCAGCCUCAGAGCCUCAGACCCGGAGCAGGGGGACUUAAAUCCGCCGAACAUCUCACUUUAUCACCGACAGACAGACAGACAGCUGAUGCUGAACGCAACACGACAUCUGAGCUUAUCUGGGUUAAAACAAACGUAAAACCUCCGCCUGCCCCGCUCAGGAUCAGACCAUCUUUAAAUCUGACAACAGACUAAACUCCUCCGAUAAAUCCUCGAGGACCGGAGCUUCUUCCAGGCGACACAUCCGUUUUAUAGUUUAUUUUGGUACCGCCCCCCCCCCCCAUCAGUCCCUAAUGGCGGAGCAUCUGUCCCAGAGUGAGCUCGACUAUCCCUUCAAACUGCUGGAGUAUUUCAACGGCUUCAGACUGUCAAAGGUGAUAUUCUCAGCCUGUGAACUCGGAGUCUUCGACCUCCUGUUAAAGUCUCAGGAGCCGCUCAGCGCUCAACAUGUGGCUCAAGAGCUCAGAACCAGUGAGGAUGGGAUGGAGAGGCUACUGGACGCACUGGUGGGCAUCGAGAUACUGGAGGUGGAGAACAUGGACGGGACAGCUGUGUACAGCAGUACAGACGUGGCAAACCUGUAUCUGGCCAAAGGAAGCAGCAAGUCUCUGCACGACAUGAUCAUCUACCAAUCACAGACCAUCUACCCUCUGUGGAACAACAUGGUGGACGCUGUCAGGGAGGGCAGGAACCAGAAUGAGAAGACCUUCGGCCUUCCUCCAGAGGAUGUCUUCCAGGCCAUAUACAGGUCAGAGGAGGAGAUGCUGAAGUUCAUGGGUCUGAUGAACUCCUCCUGGGUUCUGGAUGGACACGACAUCGUGACGGCGUUCAACCUCUCCUGCUUUCAGAACAUCGUUGAUCUGGGAGGAUGCACUGGGGCUCUGGCCCAUGAGAUGGUGAAGGCGUACCCGUCCUCCUCCGUCACGGUGUUUGACCUCCCGCAAGUGGUUGAGAUGGCCCAGAAACAUUUCUGUCAGGAGGACGACGCCGUGCUCUUCCAGAGCGGAGAUUUCUUCAGCGGUGAGGUUCCUCCUGCUGACCUCUACAUUCUGGCCCGAAUCCUCCAUGACUGGCCUGAGGAGAAGUGUCUGACGCUGCUGAGGAAGAUCUACCACACCUGCAGGCCAGGUGGCGGCGUCCUGCUGGUGGAAGCCAUGCUGUUUGAGAACAGACGAGGGCCCAUCAUGACUCAGAUCUUCUCCCUCAACAUGCUGGUGCAGGCGGAGGGACGGGAGCGCCCGCCGUCCGAGUACACACGCAUCCUCAACAAGACCGGCUUCCACAACAUCCAGUUGUGCCGCACGGGCAAGUCUUACGAUGCCAUCCUGGCCAUCAGAUGAGCUGGAGACAGGUGGGAGAAGGAAGUGCUGGAGACAGGUGGGAGGAGUCUCAGAGGAAGUACAGGAACUUUUCAAAGACUUGAGAGGGUUUGUAGGAUGACAUGAUCUGAUCAACUCUGAACACCAAAAUGUUUCCUGUCUCAGAGUUGACGGAGCUCCAGUUUCCUUUGUGACGACACGUCAGCCUGUUUUUAUCGUAUCUCCCCGACAGACGUUUCUCUGGACCGAAGCUGCUGCAGGAAGUUUCUGAUCAGUGUCUGAAACACAUCUGUGGAAACAAACAGAAACUCUUCAGGGUCAAAGAAAAGUUUUAGGAAAUACUCUGAUUCCAACUGACAGCCAGCAACACGUUAGCUUAGCUUAGCUCAGUUUUGCAUAACGACUGGAAACAGGUAGAAACAGUGAGCCUGGCUCCAUCUAAAAUCAGCCCACCACCCAGCCUACAUCUGUAUGUGGGGCUCUUAUAUGAGACUGUCCACAGAAUCCAUAUUGACCCCACACAGGUGUUUUCACCCAGGUGGGCUCCACGUCAGUACUGCUGGAGCUGCCUGGGUAGCAACAGUGAUGGGCCCAAAAUGGACGUCUUAUCUGGGGCUCACCUGGGUAAACAAACCGAUGUGGGGUCAGUAUGGAGCCUGUGGACAGUCCCACACAGGGGCCCCUUAUUCAGCCCACAUGGGCCCCACAUACAGAUGUUGGCUGGGCUGCACAUCUAAACAUCACUAACAUUUUAUAUGUCUUUGUUAAUAUGCACAAAAACCAAAGUGUAAAAAUGUCAGUUAUCUGAACAAGUUUAAAGAUGCACUGAUGAGACGGGGGGUCAGAGUAGUUGGGGGUUUGAUGCUUUGCUCAGAGGCACCUCAGCAGCCCCAGGAUCCUGAGCCGUCAGCUCUCUGGCUCCCAGUCCACAUCCAGUGUUUGGUCCAUUCAGGGACUUGAACUUGUGAGUCUCCUCAGACUGAGCUGCCGCCGCCCCGGGCUGUGAGCUUCAGACUGACCUCGUUUUAAAAACAGAGAACGAUGAUUUACUGUGACGGGUUUGUUUUUGUGACUGAACUGAAUCAUGAUUCAUAUACACAGUCUGAUCUUUGUAACCAUCAUCACUAUCUGUGAAGCAGCAGAGACAGGGAAACUAAAAAGCAACCAGAGUCUUUAUUUAGUAGCUUUUAAGAAACAGAGAUGUGUCUCAGCAUGAACUAAUCUCAGUGUACAAACACUAGGCAGACCUGUGUGAUCCUGGUGCACAGACUGACCCAGGUGUGUCUGACCCUCUGUUAAUGACAGAUAUCUGUGAGACAGACAAAGAUGAAAAAGAGAAAAAGACAAUAUUAUAACCUAAAAUAAAUCCGAUCUCACCAGACUAAAAUCUCAGAACCACAGAUUCACUCUUGAGUUUUUACACCUGUGUUCAGGUGAGAGUCUCACCAGGGGCAGGAUGUCUGUCCGUCUGUCCCAUUCUCGUCAACAGAUGUCAAGAACGGCUCGAGGGAGUUUCAUUCAAUUUGGCACAAACGUCCACUCUGACUGUAGAAUGAACUGAUGAGAAUUUUCUAUCCAAAAGGUCAAAGGUCAGCUUGACUGCGACAUCAUCAUGUUUUAACGUCAUAUCUCAGG
Molecule: messenger RNA, 3167 nt
Organism: Epinephelus lanceolatus (giant grouper)
Lineage: Eukaryota; Metazoa; Chordata; Actinopteri; Perciformes; Serranidae
Gene: asmt2
Product: acetylserotonin O-methyltransferase 2
Molecular function (GO): O-methyltransferase activity; protein dimerization activity
Source: RefSeq, a predicted model, not a curated record